AUGUUGGGCCAAAGUAUCCAGAGGUCCACCACCUCCAUGGUCCAUCGCAGCCACUAUGAGGAGGGUCCUGGAAAUGGAAAGAAUUUGCCAUUUUCAGUGGAAAACAAGUGGCGGUUUCUGGCUAUGAUGAUCGUGUACUUUGGAUUUGGAUUUGCUGCUCCUUUCUUUAUAGUAAGGCACCAACUACUUAAAAAGUAA
Molecule: messenger RNA, 198 nt
Organism: Rattus rattus (black rat)
Lineage: Eukaryota; Metazoa; Chordata; Mammalia; Rodentia; Muridae
Product: cytochrome c oxidase subunit 7C, mitochondrial-like
Exons: 1
Coding region: 1-198 (65 amino acids)
Biological process (GO): mitochondrial electron transport, cytochrome c to oxygen
Source: RefSeq, a predicted model, not a curated record